CCUAGCUCAGGAAGUGGUUGAGGAAUAUGCCCUUCUUUUCUCUGGCUUCUGGAGACCCAAAGCAGCCCUGUUUGAGGUUUGGGAGCCUCAGGAACUGGCUUACAAGAAGUAUAGGAAACUUCCUAGGAAUAGGGAGAAAUAAUUCUGGGCACCCAAACCUGUCUGAGCGCUACCCAGUCCCAUCGGGCCCAAACCUUGUCACACUGUGUCACUUCCUUGCCUUCUCAGCUGUCAUUUGUGCUCACAGACCCCAAUAUCCUGAGCCUGAGUGGGAAGGUGCUGCCAUCUUGUGACCUUGCUCGCCGCUACAGCCUUCAGGAUGUGGAUGUGAGUUUUGACUGUUGAUUCUGUGCUCAGCAAAGUGUUAAGUACUUGAGAGAAAGACUACAAGAUAUGCAAAAUGUUCGGGUCCUCAAGGAGUACCAUUCCCAGGACAAAGCCCCUUUCCUCCAGACUGAGGAAGACCCGGAAACUUCGGGGCCACAUGAGCCAUGGCCACGGCCGCAUUGGCAAGCACCAGAAGCACCCAGGAGGCCAGGGUAAUGCUGGUGGCAUGCAUCAUCACAGGAUCAACUUUGACAAAUAUCACCCAGGUUACUUUGGAAAAGUCGGUAUGAGACAUUACCACUUAAAGAGAAACCAGAGCUUUUGCCCAACUGUCAACCUUGAUAAAGUGUGGACCUUAGUCAGUGAGCAGACACAGGUAAAUGCCGCCAAAAACAAGGCUGGAGCUGCUCCUAUUAUCGAUGUGCGAUCGGGCUACUACAAAGUUUUGGGAAAGGGAAAGCUCCCAAAACAGCCUAUCAUCGUGAAGGCCAAAUUCUUCAGUAGAAGAGCUGAGGAAACGAUAAAGGGUGUGGGGGGUGCCUGCGUUCUGUUAGCUUGAAGCCACAUAGGGGGAGGUUCAUUAAAUGCUAAC
Canis lupus familiaris (dog) is the source of this 919-nucleotide messenger RNA. RefSeq names its product 60S ribosomal protein L27a-like. The transcript is spliced from 3 exons. Gene Ontology annotation, biological process: translation. The coding region runs from base 401 to 886 and encodes 161 amino acids. Gene Ontology annotation, molecular function: structural constituent of ribosome. Lineage: Eukaryota; Metazoa; Chordata; Mammalia; Carnivora; Canidae. Gene Ontology annotation, cellular component: cytosolic large ribosomal subunit; ribosome. The record is from RefSeq and is a predicted model, not a curated record.